Messenger RNA from Caenorhabditis remanei, 693 nucleotides. RefSeq lists its product as uncharacterized. The transcript is spliced from 2 exons. NCBI's taxonomy places the organism in Eukaryota, Metazoa, Nematoda, Chromadorea, Rhabditida, Rhabditidae. The record is from RefSeq and is a predicted model, not a curated record. The coding region runs from base 1 to 693 and encodes 230 amino acids. Gene Ontology annotation, biological process: rRNA processing.
AUGUUGAGAAAUGGAAUUCGAUACAUAUCCAGCAGUAUCGUAUCACUGAAAGGAUCACGAAGCUAUGUCAAUCGAAAAACAGGACGUGGAUGUGGUAAUUCCGUUCUUCCUAGGUUUGAGUGGAGAUAUGAUAAGGCAAUCGGAAAGAGUUUCCAAAAGUCAAUGGGAACUCGUUAUGGAAUAGAUAUGGGUCUAGAAGAUCGUCUACUACUUGUAUCACUCGGAACGAAGCAGAGACGUCUUGAUGAAAAAAAAGUUAUCCAAUUGAGUCGCAUUUUGGAAGAACGAGUUGGAGAAGUUAUUGCAACAGAUGAAACACUCGGUCAGCUUCAAUUACAAAUAACUCGAGUUCGAGUUGAUCGAGGUUUCACUCAAGUUUCGGUUUAUUGGAUGUGUCGAGGGGAAGGAGAUCUCGAAGUAAUCGAUAUAUUGGACAAAACUAAAAAUCAAAUUAAACGACGAAUCAGUGAAUCAAUCGGAAUAACAUGCCCUGAAAUGAAGUUUAUUGGAGAUAAGAGUUUGUUAAUGGAACAAGAAAUGGACAAAUUAUUCCGAGAAGCUGAUUAUGGAAUUGACUAUCGAUCAUUGAGCAGAAGUGCGAGUGUUUUGGGAAAUGUGAAAUCCGAAGAUGAACAAGUUGGGAGAAAAAGAAAUGUGCCGAAGUGGUUGACAGACAUUAGGGAGAAGAAAUAA